CGUUCUGUUGUGAGCACUGCGCACACUCAGUAGAGGUCACGUGAGUGACGUAGGACAGAAGAGAGACGCUCACGCAGGUUGACGGAGAUAAAGAGAGAGCAGCAGUUGAUCCACCAUGGUGAAAGGAGACGCGAAUAAACCCAAGGGCAAGACGUCUGCGUACGCAUACUUUGUGCAGACGUGCCGUGACGAGCACAAGCGCAAGACUCCCGACGUGCCCGUCAACUUCUCCGAGUUCUCCAAGAAAUGCUCCGAGAGAUGGAAGUUACUGAACGCAUCAGAGAAGGUCAGGUUUGAAGACAUGGCCAAAACGGAUAAAGUGCGUUUUGACAAGGAGAUGAAGACUUAUGUGCCACCCAAAGGUGUCGGCAAGAAGGGCAGACAAAAGAAAGACCCCAAUGCUCCUAAACGUCCCCCAUCUGCAUUUUUUGUGUUCUGCUCUGAGCACCGACCAACGGUGAAGAGCGAUUAUCCCGGUCUGUCCAUUGGAGAGACUGCCAAGAAAUUGGGCGAGUUGUGGUCCAAACAGGGCACCAAAGACCGUGCACCCUAUGAGCAGAAGGCCAUGAAACUGCGUGAGAAAUAUGAGAAGGAUGUUGCGGCGUACCGUGCUGGGGGCGCAGCAGCUUCGAAGAGAGGACCGGGUCGACCCACCGGCUCUACUAAAAAAGCCCAUGAUGAUGAUGACGACGAUGACGAUGAGGAAGAAGAGGAUGAGGAGGAAGAAGAGGAGGAUGAUGACGACGAUGAUGAUGAAUAAAGUGUUUGUGUGUGUAAUGCAUCAUCACUGAUGGGGGGGGUUUAGGGUUUCAUGUUCUCUUAUGAAUUUUUCAUGUACAUGUUUUUACUUAAAAACAGCUCCAACAAUAAUGAAAGUGUAAUGUGGUUUUUUUUUUUAGAUUUACUUUUUAUUUUUUUACACUUCUAACAGUUGGUCCAACAUUGUGUAGAAAUGCAUUUUUUUUUAUAAUAAAUUUCAAUGAUUUUGAAA
Messenger RNA from Paramisgurnus dabryanus, 991 nucleotides. RefSeq names its product high mobility group box 2b (gene hmgb2b). Lineage: Eukaryota; Metazoa; Chordata; Actinopteri; Cypriniformes; Cobitidae. The record is from RefSeq and is a predicted model, not a curated record. Gene Ontology annotation, biological process: regulation of transcription by RNA polymerase II.